AUGAGGAUUGUUCGUUCCGGGAUCAUUCAAGUUAGCAUUCUUGUAAAGCAGCAAAUGAUUAACUCACUUUUUGUAGUUAAUAAUCAAGGUAAAAUCAUCAUUGAAAAGCAUUGGCGUGGAAUUAUAUCAAGACAGAUUGUAGAAGUGUUUAAUAACGAAUGUGAAAAGUUUAUAACUUCCAUACCUGAUUCACUUAAAGAUAAUGCAAGUAAUCGAGUAACAGCAAUUAAAGAUGCAUAUUUUACUCGAGAUGACAUACCUCCUAUAUUGGAAACAAAUAAGUAUUGGUUAUUAAAUGUAUUAAGAGAUGACUUGACAUGGUUAUGUCCUGUUGAAAGAGAAGUGGAUCCUAUGCUUGUAUUUGAAUUUAUACAUCGUAUUAUGGAUAUUUUGACUGAUUAUUUGGGUGAAGUGUCCGAAUCAUCUAUUAGAGAAAACUUUGUAACAGUUUAUCAGUUAUUGGAAGAAAUGAUGGAUUAUGGCUAUCCUUUAACAACUGAACCUAAUGCUUUAAAAGAAAUUAUUAUGCCACCAACAAUUAUGAAUAAAAUGAUGACUACAGUUGGGGCAGCAGCUGGAGUUGCUCCCAAAUUCCCUCAGAGCAUGUCAAAUAUACCAUGGAGAAAAGCUGGAGUUAAAUAUGCUCAGAAUGAAAUUUAUUUUGAUAUAAUUGAAGAAAUAGAUGCUACUAUUGCUGCGAAUGGUGGAGUUGUUUCUUGUGAAGUUCAUGGCUCAGUACAAGCUAAUUGUAAAUUAUCAGGGAUGCCCGAUUUAACCUUGAAUUUUGUUAAUGCAAGAGUGAUUGAUGAUGUUAGUUUUCAUCCCUGUGUUAGAUAUCGUAAAUGGGAUAGUGAAAAGGUGUUAUCAUUUGUUCCUCCUGAUGGACAUUUUAAAUUAAUGUCAUAUAGAACAUCAUUAUCAUCUUAUCAAGCAAUGCCAUUACAAGUCAAGCCACAAAUUAUAGCUAGUAAGAAUGGCGGUAAAUUCGAUAUUACGAUUCAUUCUAGAUUCUCGGAUGGUAAACCUAUAGAAAAGAUCGUUUUGACUUUACCUAUGCCAAAGAGUACAUCAAGUGUAAAUGCAACUUGUAAUUCAGGGCAAUAUAUGUAUGAUCCAGUAAAUAAGACAAUUAGAUGGGAAAUUAGUAAGCUUACACAAAGAGAUCGAGCUCCUUUAUUAUCUGGUACAUUUAGUUCAAGUGAAUCAAAUCCUGAGUUAGGCAUGAGUAUAAAUUUAGAAUUUCAAAUCAAUAUGUAUGCUAUUUCAGGGCUAAAAGUGGAUAGUCUUCGCUUAUACCAUGAAGGUUAUAAGCCUUAUAAGAUGAUUUUGAUUGAUACUAAGGCUCUAUUUGUAGGGUUAAGUAAUCUACACAGUUGCAAUAUUAAACGAGUAUCUGUUAUGAGCAAGCGAAAUAAUUUGCCUAAUAAAAUAUUAGAUCUAGCCAUAGAAAACAUAUGUUUAACAUAA
Molecule: messenger RNA, 1467 nt
Organism: Cokeromyces recurvatus
Lineage: Eukaryota; Fungi; Mucoromycota; Mucoromycetes; Mucorales; Mucoraceae
Product: Adaptor-related protein complex 3 mu 1 subunit
Exons: 13
Coding region: 1-1467 (488 amino acids)
Biological process (GO): endocytosis; intracellular protein transport
Cellular component (GO): cytoplasmic vesicle; clathrin adaptor complex
Source: RefSeq, a predicted model, not a curated record